UUAAUUGACACAGGUUCACAACUCAAUAUUGUAAACAAACAUGUCUGGAAGACUAUCAUUAAUAGGCCUAUUGAUAUUGCCAAGUCAGUAUCUAUGAAUGACACAAAUGGUGGUGAAGGCAAACUUUGCAGAUUGGUACAAAAUGUCCCACUAGACUGUGGAGGAGUUAGUACUCACAUGAAUUUAUUUGUUGGAGAUCACAUACCAUUCAGUCUAUUAUUAGGUCGUCCAUAG
Suillus discolor is the source of this 234-nucleotide messenger RNA. RefSeq lists its product as uncharacterized. The transcript has a single exon. The record is from RefSeq and is a predicted model, not a curated record. The annotation marks the transcript as partial. NCBI's taxonomy places the organism in Eukaryota, Fungi, Basidiomycota, Agaricomycetes, Boletales, Suillaceae.